Prorocentrum cordatum is the source of this 425-nucleotide messenger RNA. NCBI's taxonomy places the organism in Eukaryota, Dinophyceae, Prorocentrales, Prorocentraceae. The record is from the annotation of a GenBank genome assembly.
GAAUGUCCUCCCUGCUGCGGACGCCCCGCGCGGGCCGGGCGCGCCUCGAGGACCUACGCGAGCCGCUGACCCCGUGCGGCCCGGCGGGCGAGGAGGCGACCCCGCAGUUGUGCCGACCCGCGGCUCAGGACCCCGCGGAGCCGGAGAGUCUCUUCUGCACACCCACGAAGACCGGCAGGCCUCGCCUGAACUCAGGGAGCCCGAGCACCCCGGCAACGACGGCGGCGGCACGCUCCCGCGAGCCCCGCGCCGAGGAGGCGCACACUCACUCUUCGUCGCCAUCCUGGAGCUCCUCGUCGCGAGAUGGCGGCGCCUGGGGUGAGUUCCUGCCACUGGAGCGGGCGGACUUCAUGCAGCUCCGUGGCCAGGCGCACUUCCCCCAUGCGACGUGCGCCGUUGCUGUGGCGACGCUGGCCCCCGAGUGA